Messenger RNA from Actinia tenebrosa (Australian red waratah sea anemone), 2484 nucleotides. RefSeq lists its product as uncharacterized. Gene Ontology annotation, biological process: regulation of transcription by RNA polymerase II. NCBI's taxonomy places the organism in Eukaryota, Metazoa, Cnidaria, Anthozoa, Actiniaria, Actiniidae. Gene Ontology annotation, molecular function: RNA polymerase II cis-regulatory region sequence-specific DNA binding; DNA-binding transcription factor activity, RNA polymerase II-specific. Gene Ontology annotation, cellular component: nucleus. The record is from RefSeq and is a predicted model, not a curated record.
UAGAGCGAGUUUACAUUGUAGUUUUUUGACGAGAAUGAAUGGGCUCGGACGAAUGAUUGAUUGGUGUUGUACAUUAUAAAUUAAUUAGCAUUGUUUGCUGGGUAACAAUAUAUCUCAUGAACACACCCCCCCAUCAGUUCACUAGAGUAUCGCUUGCAAAUCUAACGGUCCCCUACAUCUUAACCAUAGUGCGUGUUGAACACCAAAAGUGCAAGACCUAUCUUCCCCCUUUCAACUCCCCUCCGCUUAACCCAAACCCACAUGGUAUAAGUUCAUUCGCCAGGAUAUUUUACCAGCUUCAAAGACUUGAAAUAUUCAAAUUUACGGUUUGAAUCGAGAUGCCAAAGUCAUUUCUUGUCAAGAAGAAGAAGCCGCGACGAAACUCGGAGACCGUCGACCCCGAAGCACGAGAAUGUCCAAUAUCGGGAGAUUCAACUCAAAAAACUGAAACUAAGGAACUUCUAGAGGAAAAGUCAAGUGAAAGCGAAGAUGUCGAGGAAGUAGAAGUGUCAGACAAGAAUGUAGAAAACGAAACAACAGAACAACCGCGAGAUGGUUGCCAUGAAAAGAAAGAAAAUCGAGACAUAAACUCGCAGGAAAACAAAGAAAAAGAGUUGGAUUUGAAAUCGAAAGAUUACGAAAAUGAUGAAGGCAUUCUUGAAGAGCAGAUGAAUGGAUGUCGAGAUUUAUGGUACAAGAGAAAUGAGGGUCUUCCUCCUCCACCGAAGCUUAUAAGCUGUCCUAUUCGUACUGAGAAUGGCCUUUCAAACAAAAUCCAUGGCAUUCCCGAACAUUCUCUAAACCACCUCCAUCCUGCUUUUAACGCUAAUGGAUUUUCAAAUUAUCACCAUCUGCUUGCCGAAGCGAUGCAACCACAGAUUUUCGAAAGUUCGCACGAAUUUCCGUAUCAUCUUCGGAUGUCUUCGGAAUGUCCUCGUGAUAUUCAAAUUUUUCCCGGUUUAGGAUCCUGUGGGGGACAUUUGGGGAAUCCGUUCUUUUUACCAAACCAUCCGUUCGGGUCGCCUCAACCUGUCGGGGGCCUUUCGCCCCUCGAGAAGCCACAAGAAAUUAAAAAAAUGGAAGUUGAAAUGAAAGAAGAGCAGAGUAAAUACAAAUGUGAAAUAUGCCAUAGUUCAUUCUCGCUACAAAGACUUCUAAACAGACACAUGAAGACUCAUUCUUUCUACAAACGUUACCACUGUCAAUUCUGUGGUAAGGGGUUUAACGAUACGUUUGAUCUUAAGCGUCACAUUCGCACACAUACUGGUAUAAAGCCGUUCAAGUGCAGUGAGUGCGAGAAGGCUUUCACUCAACGCUGUUCAUUGGAAGCGCACUUGACACGCGUGCAUGGCAUCGUGCACAAGUAUGGGUUCCGUGAGAGGCGCGAUAAAAUGUUUGUGUGCGAGGACUGUGGAAUGACGUUCAAGGAUUGUCCCGAUUACAUGAAACACAUCCAUGAAAAACAUCCCGAUACGGAGAAGAUCAUACGAGCAAGGAGAAAUGGCUUUGCAAAAAUGAAGGUCUCCUAGCUAGGUUUUGAUCUCAUCGUGCAACAAUUUUCCCACAGUAUCGAAGUUUUGUUGCAAUCCAAACUCGCUAAAUCAAACGCUAACUAUAUCCAUGACUUUGCUACGAACUGGUAUACUGCUCAGUUUUACUUUGAUAUUUUUGCUAGUUUUAUUGCAAAAUAUUAGGAUAUUUUUUUCAAAUAUUAAGCAGCUCAAAAAAAAAUGCUUCAAAUUUUCGUAAUUUAUAGCAACUAAUUUCGAAAAGUUGCGUUUCUUUUUUAACUCAACUGCAUUCUUAGCAUACCAGAAUAUCACGUGAGUGAUCAUGUGACUAAGAGUUGAUCAGGUGAUUGAUCACGUGACUGCGAGGUGAUCACGUGAAUUAUCAUGUGAUUUCAAAGAUAACCACGUGACUGAUUAUGUAGCUUCAAAUUCGAUAAUAAAUCACUUGUCUCGAUCUCAAACUUGAAAUUCUAGUAAAACGUAAAAUAAUUCAUGCAUUCAUUUUAAACGAAGGUUCAGUCACAGAAUAAAGGAAAGUAAUUAUUUAUUGAAAGAUUUGGCUGAAAAUGUGAGGAAUGUUUUCCUCGUUUGCUCAUGUUUGAAAUUAAUUCUUUACAUUAAUUCCCUCGUUUAUAUGCCAAUUUUCAAAUCAAGAUUUAUUUUUAUAUUUUGAUUUAGAUAUUAGUUGUGUUAGCUAGAAAAUCAUAGGAUCUAAACCAAACUUCGUUAGUCAUCAAAUGUGACUGUUUAUAAGAUGAUAAUACUUAUUCUCUUAUGGAAGGGAAUUUUAUAAGUUCAAAAUAUUUAGUUGAAAUCUAGUUUAGAUAUUGCAGGGCACUGCAAACCUGUGCGCAAUAAUGCAAAAAUCUUUUGCGAGCGUAAGAUAUUUGAUGAAAUAAAUUAUAUGCAACGUUGCGCACUUGAUAAAAUGAUGCACUAGUUUUUUAGUGCAAUAUUAAAGAACUUUAAGUAA